Messenger RNA from Vombatus ursinus (common wombat), 1665 nucleotides. RefSeq names its product peroxisomal membrane protein 11B. The record is from RefSeq and is a predicted model, not a curated record. Gene Ontology annotation, cellular component: peroxisomal membrane. Gene Ontology annotation, biological process: regulation of peroxisome size; peroxisome fission. NCBI's taxonomy places the organism in Eukaryota, Metazoa, Chordata, Mammalia, Diprotodontia, Vombatidae. The coding region runs from base 23 to 802 and encodes 259 amino acids. The transcript has 4 exons.
AGUGGACCUCGGUGCCGCAGGCAUGGAUGCCUGGGUCCGCUUCAGCGCCCAGAGCCAGGCCCGGGAGCGCCUGUGCAGGGCUGCCCAGUAUGCCUGCUCUCUCCUUGGUCACGCGCUGCAGAAACAUGGGGCAAGUCCUGAACUUCAGAAGCAAAUACGACAGCUGGAGGGCCAUCUGAGCCUUGGACGAAAGCUUCUUCGCCUGGGUAACUCAGCAGAUGCCCUCGAGUCCGCCAAACGGGCUGUGCAUCUGUCAGAUGUCGUCCUUCGAUUCUGCAUCACUGUCAGCCAUCUCAAUCGAGCCUUGUACUUUGCCUGUGACAAUGUCUUGUGGGCUGGAAAGGCUGGGUUGGCACCCCUUGUGGACCAGGAGAAGUGGGCCCAGCGUUCAUUCAGGUAUUACUUAUUUUCUCUCAUCAUGAAUUUGAGCCGUGAUGCCUACGAGAUACGACUGCUGAUGGAACAGGAGUCUUCAGCUUGUGGCCGCCGGCCAAAGGGGUCAGCAGGAGGGACCCUGGGAGGCGGUGAAGCUGGGGGUACAGCGUGGGUCAGUGCCCCAGGAGGGAGUCUGCCCCAUCUGGCCCUGCAGCUUCGGCUUCGAGUUCUUCUCCUCACCCGGGUCCUCCAAGGCCAUCCCCCCCUCCUGCUGGAUGUGGUCAAAAAUACUUGUGAUCUCUUCAUCCCACUGGACAAGCUGGGCCUAUGGCGUUGUGGCCCUGGAGUUGUGGGGUUCUGUGGUCUGGUGUCAUCCAUCCUGUCUAUCCUUACCCUACUCUGUCCCUGGCUCCGACUCAAGCCCUGAAACCAAAAUUCUAGGGUGGAAGAGAGUCUGAGCUGGGAAUGGGGAGAGGUGGCAGGUUCUGUUGUUCCAUCAUCCCCCUGACUUCCUUUUAGUUAAAACUCAAGCUUGAAGAAUUACAGAUGAAGAGUGACUAGGGGGUAAAGGGCAGCCCUUGGAUUCAAUGGGAGAAUUCUCUUCCUCUCUUACUGCAAUGGUUCUUUGUCUCUUGAGUCUCCUCUUGCUAUUUUUAAAUUAAAAUUUAUUUUUUUUCAGUCAACAAAAAUCCUCCUUCUCUCCCUCCCACUGAGAAAGAAAAACACACCCCCAGUCCGAACAUGUAUGGUUAUUUUACUUUUUUCCUAGUCUCUCUCACAUUUGUUUCUGAGACUCUUUAAAUUCCUCCUCAUUCUCCAUCAUAGUUAUUUAGUUAUUAGCCACAUUUCCCUUGAUGGAAGAAGAGAGACCCCAGAUUUUGAUCCAUCAUGCCUUAGCUGUUUCCCGUUCAGUGCAGAGGAUGAUUGGGCAGAUGGAGAGUCUUGGGGCUUAUGUGGGAGAAUGGCUCAGCAAUGUCUCCUCCCAGCUCCUUUUCCCUGGGUGCCAUGUUUUCCUUUCCAGAGCCAUUUGGGUUUUCUCCUCUCAUCUCAUCUCCCACCUUCCCCUUGAUUGGCCCUUCCUGUCUUCACUCCUGUAUUUCUGGUAAUGGCUUCUGUUUCUCAGCCCUUUGUACCUUCUCCCCAGGUCCACUCCCUCCCCGUGAUGCUGUCUGUGUUCAGCAUCCUGUUGUAAAUACUGUACAAUGAAACUGUAAAUAGCUUUGGCCAAAGCCCCCGCUGGCUUGCCGACUCAGAAGGGCAGCGAAUUAAAGAAGAGUCUUGCUCAUUGGC